Anopheles gambiae (African malaria mosquito) is the source of this 2604-nucleotide messenger RNA. RefSeq lists its product as uncharacterized. Gene Ontology annotation, biological process: proteolysis. Bases 208 to 2604 code for a protein of 798 amino acids. Gene Ontology annotation, molecular function: serine-type endopeptidase activity. The record is from RefSeq and is a predicted model, not a curated record. NCBI's taxonomy places the organism in Eukaryota, Metazoa, Arthropoda, Insecta, Diptera, Culicidae. The transcript has 9 exons.
GUACGACCCGAACAUAACCGUGCCAGCGGGCUUACGAAACACACUAGAGCUCGUGGUAGCGCGCUGUUUCGGAGGCUGUUGGGCGCGCUGUGUGUUCAUUCGGGUUGGCAGUCGUUUUUGGCGCUUUUGUUUUCGCACCACCGUACCCCUGUCCUGUCCGCACCUGUCCUUGCAAAGUGCCGUUUUGCUAUUUUGCUUCUCAGCAAAAUGUCACCCCAGGCGGGACGAUUUCUACUGCUGCUAGUGUGCGUCUUCUGCGGUGUGAUUGGUUUAUCUGACGCGUUGAACCUACAGGAUGCGUGCGAAACACCGGACGGUAAGGUGGGCACCUGCGUGUACCUUCGAUCGUGCCUCUCGAUCCGCAACGUGCUGCUGAAGAAGGAGAACAUGACCCCGGAAGAUCGCAGCUUGGUGAUGAAAUCAAAAUGUGGUCAGGAGGGCCGCUCGGUGCUGGUGUGCUGUCCGCUCGUUCGCAAGCUGACUGGCCGGUUCGAUGCACCGGUUGAGCUGCCGCCACCGGGUGAGUGUGGCAAAAUGCAAAUGGAUCGUAUCGUCGGUGGGGAAGUCGCUCCGAUAGAUGGCUAUCCUUGGCUAACUAGAAUUCAGUACUACAAAGGCAGCAACCGGUAUGGAUUCCACUGUGGAGGAGUACUGAUCCACAACCAGUACGUCCUCACGGCGGCCCACUGUAUCGAGGGCGUUCCAUCAUCCUGGAUCGUGUAUCAGGUGCGGCUCGGUGAGUUCGACACCACGACCACCAUCGACUGCGUGGAAGACGAUUGUGCCGAUCCGGUGCGCGAUGUGCCGAUCAAUGCGUACGUAGUGCAUCCGGACUACUACAAACAGAACGGAGCCGAUUACAACGACAUCGCGCUGCUGCAGCUGUCGGAAACGGUCGAGUUUACCGACUUUAUACGGCCGAUCUGUUUGCCGACCAGCGAGGAAAGCAGGACGGUGAACCUGACCGGCAAGUACGCAACCGUGGCCGGCUGGGGCCAGACGGAAAACAGUACCUCGAGCACGAAGAAGCUCCAUCUGCGCGUGCCGGUGGUGGACAAUGAGGUAUGUGCCGAUGCGUUCAGCUCGAUACGGUUGGAAAUCAUUCCCACCCAGCUGUGUGCCGGCGGCGAGAAGGGUAAGGACUCGUGCCGCGGCGACUCCGGUGGACCGCUGAUGCGGUACGGCGAUGGUCGCUCGUCCACCAAGUCCUGGUACCUGAUCGGGUUGGUCAGCUUCGGGCUGGAGCAGUGCGGUACCGACGGUGUGCCCGGGGUGUACACGCGCAUGAGCGAAUACAUGGACUGGGUGCUGGAUACGAUGGAAAGCGUAAGUGGUGGACGAUCCGCCGACCUGUCGAACCGGCCCUCGGCUCGUGACGAGAUGACAGCAGUACGUCGUCACCGCGGUGGUGGUGGUAGUGGUGGUACAUUCGGACGGGGGGUAGCAGUGGUGCCGAUAAUUACCGUCAUCAUGUGCGUGCUACAUUCCAGCGCCGCGCAGUUUCCGAACCCGUGCCGGACGCCCGAUUUGAAGAACGGACUCUGCGUUACGGUUACCCAAUGUCCGCUGAUACAGCGACUGCUCAACCAGCCGCUGCUGACGUCGAACGUGGUCCGUUUCCUCGAGGCUAGCCGGUGUGGGGCGCAGGACCGGAAGGUGCUGGUGUGUUGUGCCGAGCCCGAGAAUGUCCAGCCGGCUACCACGGCUGCUCCGCUGCCCGUACAGACGCGUCCGCCCGCCAGUACACCGUUAGGCAAUAGGUUAUCGUACGAGACACAGCUGCGGCUGCUGCCCGACGAAUGUGGCGUGCAGUACACGGACCGUAUCAUCGGAGGCGAACGAGCCCAGCUCGAUGAGUAUCCGUGGACCGCUCUGAUCCAGCAUCGGCGGAAAAAUGGUGAGCUAAAGUUCCACUGUGGCGGCGCACUCAUCAGCGACCGGUACGUACUGACGGCGGCCCACUGCAUCGAGAACAUACAACGAUCCUGGACGCUAACGGCCGUACGGCUAGGUGAAUGGGACAUCGAUUCCGACCAGGACUGUGCCAACUCGUACGGGGAGCGCGUGUGUGCCGACCCGGUGCAGGACAUUGCGAUCGAGAAGUAUAUCGUGCAUCCCGGCUACGCCGUGCAGAAGCAAUCGGUAAAGAACGACAUCGCCCAGGUACGGCUCGCACGGCCGGCUGUGUUUAACGAUUACGUGCAGCCGAUCUGUCUACCGCUGGAGCCGGCGCAGCGGACCAUCUCCUACGAUGGCCAACGGUUCGUCGUGGCUGGCUGGGGUCAAACGGAGGACGCACCGAGAAGCCGCUACAAGCUGUACGUUGGUGUGUCGGGCGUGCCGGAACAAACCUGCCAGCAGCAGUACCCACAGGCCGGCAUCGAUCUGACGCAGGUUUGCGCCGGUGGUACGGCGAAACAAGACUCCUGCCGGGGCGAUUCUGGCGGACCGCUGAUGUACGUGGGCCAGCGCAACUCGGAAGGCGUCAUGUAUCUCGGCGGGCUGGUCAGUUACGGCCGCCAGUGUGGGCUCGAGGGAGUGCCGGGCGUGUACACCCGAGUCAAUCAGUUCGUCGAUUGGAUCGUUAGUAAUCUAGAACCGUAA